Molecule: messenger RNA, 1117 nt
Organism: Drosophila navojoa
Lineage: Eukaryota; Metazoa; Arthropoda; Insecta; Diptera; Drosophilidae
Source: RefSeq, a predicted model, not a curated record
AAAAGAAAAUUUGCUGCUAUGAAGAUGCGCCUCCGCUCGACUGGACCCAGUGCCAAGAUGUACACAAUUCUAGUUGGACUGGCGACGCUGUUGCCCGCGGUGCUGGGACAUGGAAGGUUAAUGGAUCCACCGGCACGGAAUGCAAUGUGGCGCUUCGGCUAUCCCAAUCCGGUUAACUACAAUGACAACGAGCUCUUCUGCGGCGGCUAUGCGGUGCAGUGGGAGCAGAACAGCGGACGCUGCGGCGUCUGCGGCGAUGCGUACCAUGUGAAGUCGCCGCGACCGCACGAGGCGGGUGGGGAGUACGCCAAGGGCAUUAUCUCCCGCUACUAUACGGCUGGCCAGGAGAUCGACGUGGAGGUGGAGCUGACGGCCAAUCACUAUGGCCGCUUCGAGAUGUAUCUCUGUCCCAACAACAAUCCGCGACAGGAGGCCACGCAGGAGUGCUUCGACCGGUAUCCGCUGUUCAUUUCGGGCAGUCGGGAGCACCGUUUCCUCAUACCGCGCGACACCAAGAAGAAGGACAUCUUCCGCUAUCGCGUCCGGCUGCCGCCGUACGUCACCUGCACCCAGUGCGUCCUGCAAUGGACCUACUACACGGCCAACAUGUGGGGCACCUGCUCCAAUGGCACCGAGGCCGUUGGCUGUGGCAAGGCGGAAACAUUCCGUAACUGUGCGGACAUCGCCAUCAUCUCGAAUACCGGCGGCGGCGUACCGCCCAUCUUUGUCAACAAUAGGUCGCCCUACCUGCUGUACUACCGGGACUACCGGGCACCCGACGAUAACAAUGUGUUCCCCUUGAUUGUGCGCGAUCAAAAGUGCAUUGGUGCUCCGGCCUUCCGUAUGCUGCCCGGCAUCGACAAUUGGUGCGAGAUCAAUUGCUUGCGCUAUCCGCCCAAUUGCCCGGAGACUGCCUGCCACUGUCCGCAAGAGUGCGUGGCCAUUGGCGAGCUGGAGGGACGUGAAGGCGCCGAUACCUACUGCAUGGACGAAUGCCUCAAUUACAAAUCGGAAUGCCCGCGCGAUAGGUGUCGUUGUUUCUAGAAGGAGAGAGAGAGAGAUGGAGAGAGGGAGAUACAAACACACACACACACACAUAGAAACAGAGACAGAGAGA